This is a messenger RNA of Paramecium tetraurelia, 735 nucleotides long. RefSeq lists its product as uncharacterized. The record is from RefSeq and is a predicted model, not a curated record. The transcript is spliced from 2 exons. NCBI's taxonomy places the organism in Eukaryota, Ciliophora, Oligohymenophorea, Peniculida, Parameciidae.
AUGCACAUAUUGUGUAUGAAAAAGGAGAAUAAUAUUAUGAAUAAGAGAGUAUAUGUAAAUUAUGAAUAAAGAUGGAUGUAGAGACCUAAAAUUGGAAAUGUAGAUAUUGUUAAUCAGUUUUAAGAAAUUAAUAGUAUAAGUGGAAAUUAAUAUAAAUCAUUAUCAUCUAAUAAUACUCAUUUUGGUACUUUAUCAAUGGAAAAUGAAGUAAUAAUAUAUGAAUGGCACAAUUAAAUACUUUAAUAAAUUGGAUCAUCUGUAUAGAUAGAUACUUCAUUUAUUUGUUUCAAUAUUCAUUUAUCUCCAUUUUUUGAUAUUUUGGUUGAUUGCUAUUAAGAUGAUGAAUUUAAAUUAUUGAUUGUUUAGGAUUAAUAAUACAAUACUGUAUAUACAUCAUAAUCAUCUAUACCUAUUAAAACCAAACUCAAAUCAAUGAUAAAUGAUAAUAAUGAUACUUAUAUAAUAUAUGCUUAAUAUUAUCAAGAUUACUGUAUGCUCUCAUUAUUUUCAAAAUAGUAUUCAAAUUUAAGUUAAUGGAAUAACAACUUUAUAGAUUUUGAUAUACCCAUUUAAAUUAAAUCCUUACAUUUAUAUACUCACUUAACAACAGAUCCUAUAAUGUACUAUUUCUUCAAAUUAAACUUUUUAACUUCAAUAUAAUUUCACAUAACCUAACAUCUCCAAUUUUCUUACUAUCAAUCUUUAUUACACCAUUUCGACUUAUUCUUAAUGUGA